This is a messenger RNA of Ascoidea rubescens DSM 1968, 765 nucleotides long. Its product is annotated as Glucosamine/galactosamine-6-phosphate isomerase. The transcript has a single exon. Gene Ontology annotation, biological process: carbohydrate metabolic process; D-glucosamine catabolic process; N-acetylglucosamine catabolic process. Gene Ontology annotation, cellular component: cytoplasm. The coding region runs from base 1 to 765 and encodes 254 amino acids. The record is from RefSeq and is a predicted model, not a curated record. Gene Ontology annotation, molecular function: identical protein binding; glucosamine-6-phosphate deaminase activity. Lineage: Eukaryota; Fungi; Ascomycota; Saccharomycetes; Ascoideales; Ascoideaceae.
AUGAAAAUAAAUGUCUAUGAAGAUAAAGAAAAGGCUUCGGCCGAAGCAGCUCUUUAUAUUGUCCAAAGAAUCAAUAAAUUCAAACCAACCAAGAAAAGACCUUUCGUUUUGGGCUUGACUGCUGGUUCUUUGCUCGACGAUGUGUACAAAAACUUGGUCAAAUUGUAUCAAUAUGGCAAAGUAUCUUUUGAAAAUGUUGUGACAUUCAAUACUGACGAAUAUUGCAUCAAAAAAUAUCAUCCAAAUUCAAACUACUCAUACAUGUAUCACAAAUUUUUCAACCACGUCAAUAUACCCAAAGGAAACAUCAAUCUUUUGUACCCUGAUCCUAACUACUACAAUGUGGAAUGCGAAAAAUAUGGGAAAAAAGUGAACCAAAAAAGAAUCAAUCUAGUUUUGACAGUGUUGGGUAAUGAUGGCGAAUUGGCAUUUAAUGAUAGUGGUUCAACCAUCUAUUCCAAAACAAGAAAAGUCAAAUUGUCCAAAUCCAUAAUCGAAGAAAACUCCAAACUUUGGAACUAUGACUUGAAGAAAGUCCCUGUGUAUGGUUUGACGGUUGGUAUUUCAACAUUUGUUGAAAACACAGACGAAGUGUUGAUGUUUUCUUUUGGAGAGAAAAAAAAUAUGGCAUUAAAACAAGUUGUCAAGGGCAAAAUAAGUCCAAACUACCCUUCGACGUAUUUACAACACCACAGAAAAUGUACCAUAUACGCUGAUUUUGAUUCUAUACUAGAAAAUGAAUUUAAAAUCAAUCCUCGAUUGUAA